AGUAACUCUGCUGAUGUAGAUCUUUUCACACGUUUUUAUGAACCUUUUAACGAAUUAAUAGUUUUAACUAUACAAUAUGCUAUUUAUACUUGUAAGUUUAGAAUCCAUCAGUUUGACAGUGAACGUUUUCAGAUUUUGGAACUGCAUAAUAACAACAUUAAAAGAUUGAAAUCAGCAGUUAUACAGUAUUUAAGAAAUUCCACGACGCUAAAAACUCUUACGUUACAUGGUAACCCAUGGAUAUGUGAUUGCGACUCAAGGGAUUUCGUAGACUUCAUCCAGUCACAAACUUCUCAGCGGAUUUUGAAUUUAUCCAUGAUCGAGUGUAGAGAUAUCAAAAUUCCCAUACUAAAGAUAAGAAUGGAAGAUGUUUGCCCAAACAACGUCAUGAUAUUGAUAGUAGGUGCAAGUUUCGCUGUUAUUAUUGCUGCAUUAAUCAUUAGUACUGUAAUAGCACUAUAUUAUCGAUACCAGCGAGAGAUCAAGGUAUGGUUGUAUGCUCAUAAGUUCUGCUUAUGGCUGGUAACAGAAGAUGAAUUAGAUAAGAAUAAGUUGUAUGAUGCGUUUAUCAGUUAUUCGCAUCAUGACGAAGAUUUUGUUGUAAAUGAGCUUAUCAAAAAGUUGGAAGAUGGUCCUAGACCUUUCAAACUGUGUGUGCACUUUCGUGAGUGGCUGGCUGGGGAAUAUAUACCAACCCAAAUUGCUCGUUCUGUCGAAAAUUCAAGACGGACGAUAGUAGUAUUGUCGACUAAUUUUCUAAAUAGCGUUUGGGGACGGAUGGAAUUCAAAGCAGCACACUGUCAAGCUCUCAGUGAAGGUAGAACAAGAGUGAUUUUAAUUCUGUAUGGUGAAAUCAACGUCAUUGAUAACUUCGACUCGGAUCUUAAGGCGUACUUAAACAUGCACACAUACAUAAAGUGGGGAGACCCUUCAUUCUGGGAUAAACUACGAUACGCUCUACCACAUCAUCCAGAAUUGAAAAGUAAUUAUAGCUAUAGGGAAACUGUUUCGGACACAUUUGCUUUAGAUGUAAUUAGGCAGCAGUAAGAAAAUAAGGGCGAAAAUAAGAGAAGGUUCCGAAAUGAUACAAUCGUAUGUAACUGAUUAGUAACUUUUUUGUACGAACGACUCUAUUUGAAAAUACCACGUUUCCAAAUAAAGUUACAAGAACAUAAAAAGCAGUUGAUUAUUAGAAGUCUACGUACAACCGUCCGAUCCCAUUUGCACUCCAGAUGUUUAUAUUUACGUCACGUAAAAGCCCAUAUACCUACUGUGAUGUUUGGGAAACUCCGAUGACAGACCAUCAAGUCAUUCCUAAAUUGUUCAUACUAUCGUCCUAUUCUUUUACGUGAAUUUUCCUUUUAGAGAACUUUACAGAAAUAUAACAGAGUAUAUCUGUGUUAUCGAAACGUUGUAGAGAAUAAAUAUACAGCUGAG
Messenger RNA from Megachile rotundata (alfalfa leafcutting bee), 1437 nucleotides. RefSeq lists its product as uncharacterized. The record is from RefSeq and is a predicted model, not a curated record. NCBI's taxonomy places the organism in Eukaryota, Metazoa, Arthropoda, Insecta, Hymenoptera, Megachilidae. Gene Ontology annotation, cellular component: plasma membrane. Gene Ontology annotation, biological process: signal transduction. Gene Ontology annotation, molecular function: signaling receptor activity; protein binding.